AUGGAAACAGAAGUCUUGGAUCAGUGUGAUGAUAUGGAGAAACUGCAGACGAUGCUGGACAACUCGGAUGAUUUGGAGUUCAGGAGGUUGGUCAGAUUGAAGAUAAGAAAACUCAAAAAAGGUGGAAGCAACAAUAUACCGACAGCCAGACAAGCUCUGCGUCAUUUCAAACAGAUUGAUAAAGAAGUCCUCUUGAGAAACAACAAUGGAUCUAAGGAUAUUUUGGACAAGUUGAAACGAAUUAGUCCGUCCAAUCCAAACAACAUCAAAGAACAGACAUUGAAUUGGUGCAAGAACAGAUUAUCUGGAUAUGAGAACAUAAACAUAGAGGACUUUUCAGCAAGUUGGAGUGAUGGUUUGGCCUUCUGUGCUCUAGCCAAUAGUUUCUUUCCGUCUGAAUUUGACUACGAUCAACUGACCAAUCAGAAUCGUCGUUUCAACUUCAAAUUGGCUUUUGAUGUUUUAGAAGACAAAGCAGGAAUAGCUCCAUUGUUGGACGUAGAGGACAUGCUGACCACAAGCCAGCCUGAUUGGAGGUGCGUCUUCACGUACGUUAACUCAGUCAUAUCGCGAAUGUCCGAGAUCAAGAAGCAGCAGCAGCUACCACAGCUGCCACAGCAGCUGAAACAGCAGCUGCCCCAGCAGCUAGAACAUCAAGACUCGCUUCAGCUACAGGAAGAUGAAGUUAACGACGACGAUAACGUUGAUAGUAGCCUUAAAUCCCAUGCUGAUAACAGAACUGGUGAUUCCAACAAUAAUGAUGUUGAUGAUGAUAACACAUGA
Molecule: messenger RNA, 783 nt
Organism: Helobdella robusta
Lineage: Eukaryota; Metazoa; Annelida; Clitellata; Rhynchobdellida; Glossiphoniidae
Exons: 6
Coding region: 1-783 (260 amino acids)
Biological process (GO): actin cytoskeleton organization
Cellular component (GO): filamentous actin; microtubule organizing center
Molecular function (GO): protein binding
Source: RefSeq, a predicted model, not a curated record